CCCGAACAGCUGACGUGCAGGUAUUUUGUAUCAUUAGGUAGUUGGUAUUGGCUAACCUGCAGCAGCAAUUGACGUGUCUUUGCCAGUCUUGCUAGUUUCUAUUCAGUAUCCAUAUUCUGUUGUGCCAGUGUUGUGUGUACGUCGUUUGUAAAUGGCGUCAGCGAAGGAGAACGUCGCCGUUGUCGAACAGAAAGUCGCCGAUUUAUCGGUAAAUGGAAGAGAGGAAUCGUCAGCGAUUAAGGAACAGCAAAAUGUCUUCGAGCCACAUUUGUCGGGCUUCGAAAUACGCGAGCUCUACAAAAUCGCCCUUAACUUUUAUAAAGAAAAAGAAGGCAAAGCUGUACACUUAUCAUACGAAGAUAAAUUAAAAUUAGUAGCUUUUACGCAACAAGUGUCUCAUGGUAAGUAUAGCCCUGAAAAAUCCCCAGAAUUGGGAGUUUUGGAUGUUAUUGGCAGAGAUAGAAAAUUGGCAUGGCAAACAUUAGGGGAUAUAACAAAAGACGAAGCAAUGGAGGGAUUUAUUGUUCUCCUAGACAAACUUUGCCCACUUUUUAAAACAUUUGUGGAAGCUCAAAAACGUGAUAUUGAGGAGAAAUCACGAUUAAAGAGGGAAGAAGAAGUGCGUAAAGCAGAAGAAGAAAAGAAGCUGAAAGAAUUGGAGGAAGAAAAAGAGAAGGAAGAAAAAUGUCGAUUAAAGCAGGAGAGUCAGCGUAGACAGAUACAGGAUGCACUAAAUCAGCAAACAUAUUUUCAGUUUAAAUCAUAUGCUGAACAGCAGUACCCUGGUAAUCCUGAACAACAGGGAGUGCUUAUCAGACAGUUGCAAGAACAACAUUAUCAUCAAUAUAUGCAGCAGUUGCAUAGAAAUCAGGAGGUUAUAGAAGAAAAAGAGGCAGGUAAGAAACAAAAUAACAGUGAAAUUUUGAACAGAGAACCUGAAGAGGAUCCCUUACUGUCGACCGAUUUGCCUGUUUCGAAUGAUGAAGAUUCUGACGAACCACAGGAUUGGCCAACAAUAGUACCUGCGGAAAUGUGGACAAAUAAAGGUGUAGAAGAAUUUAAAAAUACCAUUAGAAGAGAAGCUGGAGAUGCUGUAAUUAAAGUUGGGCAUGGAGAAAUAGUCACUGUUAGGGUACCAACGCACGAAGAUGGCUCAUGUUUAUUUUGGGAAUUUGCUACGGACGGAUAUGAUAUAGGAUUUGGAGUAAAUUUUGAAUGGUCUAAGCCAGAAACAACUCAAGUUUCAGUCCAUAUUAGUGAGUCGGAAGAUGAAGAUGAGGAUGAGGAUGACUACGAGACUAGGGAGGAUUUGGAAAGUGGAGACAUUACGGGGGAAUCAAGGCCAGAAUUUAAACCAAGUACAACCCCUAUUAGCGUUAUCGUACCAGUCUACAGAAGAGAUUCUCAAGAAGAAGUAUAUGCAGGUAGUCACCAAUACCCGGGACAGGGUAUUUAUUUAUUGAAAUUUGAUAACUCAUAUUCACUUUGGAGAAGCAAAACACUUUAUUACAGAGUAUAUUACACGAGACCAGCUGUAUCGAAAGAAUAAAAUGAUUACUUUAAGUAGAACUUAAAGUCAUUAUAAACGUUAUGUUUUAAUGUAUAAUUGUUAAACACUAGCCACUGAUGCAAUUGUUUACAACGCUAUGCUAGUCUGACUAACUGAAAACACUUGAACUAUUUUCAUGCAAGAAUAAGAGUGCACUUUUUGAAUAAAAAAGAAAAAAUUUAUAUAUUUAUUACGUAGUCGCAUAGGGACAC
This is a messenger RNA of Ceratosolen solmsi marchali, 1761 nucleotides long. Its product is annotated as Golgi resident protein GCP60. Lineage: Eukaryota; Metazoa; Arthropoda; Insecta; Hymenoptera; Agaonidae. Bases 152 to 1549 code for a protein of 465 amino acids. Gene Ontology annotation, molecular function: fatty-acyl-CoA binding. The transcript is spliced from 5 exons. Gene Ontology annotation, cellular component: Golgi membrane. The record is from RefSeq and is a predicted model, not a curated record.